Messenger RNA from Malus domestica (apple), 1599 nucleotides. Its product is annotated as transcription factor IIIA-like. Gene Ontology annotation, biological process: regulation of transcription by RNA polymerase II. NCBI's taxonomy places the organism in Eukaryota, Viridiplantae, Streptophyta, Magnoliopsida, Rosales, Rosaceae. Gene Ontology annotation, molecular function: 5S rDNA binding; DNA-binding transcription factor activity. The record is from RefSeq and is a predicted model, not a curated record. Gene Ontology annotation, cellular component: nucleus; nucleolus.
GAUGGAUAAAGGGGCAGGAGAGAAGGAGGGGCCUAUUGUCAGAGACAUAAGGCGGCAUUACUGCGACUACUGUGGCAUCUGCAGGUCCAAGAAGUCUCUCAUCGCUUCUCACAUUCUCUCACACCACAAGGAGGAGAUGGAAAUGGCUGACGGUGAUGGAGGUGGGGAGGUUGGGGAAGAAAAUUCCAAUACUUGUGAAGAAUGUGGUACCACUUUCAAGAAACCUGCACAUCUCAAGCAGCACCUGCAAAGUCAUUCCCUUGAGGAAUCAACAUUUAUUAAAAAAAUACAAUGGAUAGCGUGAAGCAUUGGAUCCCACACAAAGAACUCCAAAAUGCGAUAAGGUUCAGACUUGAUGGACUAGUACCAGGUGGGAGACCUCCUGUGAAGCUCCAUCAAGCAAACCUGAGUCACGCACUGAGGCCAUACAUUUGUUCAGUGGAUGACUGCCAUUCCAGCUACAGACGAAAGGACCACUUGACCCGCCAUCUCCUUCAGCACCAAGGGAAACUUUUUAAGUGUCCAGUUGAGAACUGCAAUCGUGAAUUUGUCUUCCAAGGUAACAUUAAGAGGCAUGUCAAUGAACUUCACAUUGAGGAUUGCCCUUCAGCUGAUGGUGGAGUGCAGAAGCAGCAUGUAUGCCAGGAAAUUGGUUGUGGAAAGGAGUUUAGAUAUGCUUCAAGGCUGCGGAAGCAUGAGGAAUCCCAUGUUAAGCUAGACACAGUGGAGGCAUUCUGCUUUGAACCAGGCUGUAUGAAACACUUUACCAAUGAUCAAUGCCUUAAGGUCCAUAUCCAGUCCUGCCACCAACAUACUACCUGCGAGAUAUGUGGGGCCAAGCAGCUGAGACAAAAUAUGAAAAGGCAUCUUCUCACACAUGAAGAGAGAAGUUCAAUAGAAAGAAUUAAAUGUGAUUAUAAGGGUUGUCUUCGCACAUUUACAACUAAAUCGAAUCUCUAUAAACAUGUGAAAGCGGUACACCUUGAGCAUAAACCUUUUGUCUGUAGCUUCUCGGGUUGUGGCAUGAGAUUUGCAUACAAGCAUGUGAGAGAUAACCAUGAGAAGACUGGAUGUCAUGUCUAUACCCAUGGGGAUUUUGAAGAGGCUGAUGAGCAAUUCCGGUCAAGGCCAAGGGGUGGGCGUAAGAGACAGUGCCCCGACAUACCAAUGUUGGUUCGGAAAAGGGUAACUCCACCAAAUCGGUCAGCCCAGGAGUCUGAGUACCUCUCCUGGUUGCGAUCACAAGAGGACGGUGACGAGCAUUGAGUCAUCCCUAUGUAUUGGAUGUGGUUUAAACAUUAUUCCACUACGAAAAUGGAAGUUCAUUGUGGAUACGAAUCUGAAUACUCUGAUGUAUAGUAGGAAAUUUUGAUGGUCUCUGGAUCCGUUCAUCGUCAAAGAGCUCGAGUGUUUAGGUUCUGUUGUUUUGGAAAGGUAGUCCGGAUUACACUGUUUGAGUUGGCAUGUCGUACGACCUCUGAAUACUAUUUAGGAGAAAGAAGAACAAAUUUGUGAUACUAUAUCAGCAUUAUUCUAUACAAUCUUGUACGAACAUUAAUUAAUUAUUAAAUUUAUACGGUGAAGAUACAUUACGCUCAA